Lasiosphaeria miniovina is the source of this 709-nucleotide messenger RNA. RefSeq lists its product as uncharacterized. The record is from RefSeq and is a predicted model, not a curated record. The coding region runs from base 182 to 661 and encodes 159 amino acids. The transcript has a single exon. NCBI's taxonomy places the organism in Eukaryota, Fungi, Ascomycota, Sordariomycetes, Sordariales, Lasiosphaeriaceae.
AUCACAACGCCGGGAAACCCACACAUGGGCUUCAUCGUUCGCUGGUUCGGGGGUCGAAGGGCCCUGAGUGUUGUGAAGCUUGGAGCGCGAUUCCUCGAGGCAAACGAAUAGUCGCCCCCGCUGUUGGCGUGGUUGGGAUGGGCAGAAGUGAAGAAAGAUAUGAUACGCGAUAUUGGCGCCUAUGUUCUCGUUGUCGUGCUGCUGCGUCAUGGACGUAGGCAUUCUGCCGAUGGAGCUGAUCUUGUUGCCCUUGGCAACCGCCCAUCUGCCCCUGGAUGCGACAACGACGAGCACGCGAUCCGCGAAAGCCACGCCCCCCCAUCGACAGCAACGUCGCGCGCGCGAGCUCUCGUCAGCGCGGUCCGGCCGACGUUUCGCGUGCUCGCGAACACCAUCGCAGGCUCCCCUGCGGUCGUGGACCCCUGAGGAGGAGGCCAAGCUGUGCAGGUACUACAGCUCGGAGAUGCACACAAGGCUAGCUUCGUCCUGCCCACGUUCGCCGCCCACGAGGCGUGACAACGAGCCUAACACUCAGCGCACCUCUCGCGCUUUUUUGCGUCCCCACUCCCCACUUCCCUACGGGCAUCCUCCUCAAGUGGCACGACAGUACCACAACGCCAUGCCACGAGAGCAUGGUUUCCCAGGGAAUGGGCGCCGGUAGAGCACAUGGCGUCAUGAUCCUCGUACCAGCCUAGGCAGGAGACGAGAC